This is a messenger RNA of Leptosia nina, 420 nucleotides long. The record is from the annotation of a GenBank genome assembly. NCBI's taxonomy places the organism in Eukaryota, Metazoa, Arthropoda, Insecta, Lepidoptera, Pieridae.
AUGAAGGUCGCAGUGGUUCUACUCCUUGUCGCAGUAGCUGUUUAUGUGACAGAUGCAAAGACAUUUACGAGAUGCGGCUUGGUGAAGGAGUUAAGGAAACAAGGCUUCCCUGAAAAUGAAAUGAGGAAUUGGGUGUGCCUCGUAGAAAAUGAGAGUUCCAGAAGGACCGAUUUAGUGAGUAAAAAGAACACGAACGGAUCCCGCGACUACGGCCUUUUCCAGAUUAAUGACAAAUACUGGUGCAGUAACAAUGGAAAACCUGGCAAGGAUUGUAACGUUGCUUGUGAUCAACUUAUCACCGAUGACAUCACGAGAGCUUCGAACUGCGCGAAGAAAGUCUUCAAGCGUCACGGGUUCAACGCCUGGUACGGGUGGAAGAACCACUGCCAAGGAUCCCUUCCCGAUAUAACACCGUGCUAA